Monodelphis domestica (gray short-tailed opossum) is the source of this 4092-nucleotide messenger RNA. RefSeq names its product myelin protein zero like 3 (gene MPZL3). The record is from RefSeq and is a predicted model, not a curated record. Gene Ontology annotation, cellular component: plasma membrane. Lineage: Eukaryota; Metazoa; Chordata; Mammalia; Didelphimorphia; Didelphidae.
UCUUGGUUUCCAUUGGCGUCCGCCCUUCCUAUCCGUCACUUCCGGUAUCACCUGUGUAGGUCGAGAGAGCCGUAAACCAAGGUUCUCGUAGGUAUCGGCAGCGGUGCCGGGAUGCGGCCCAUCGGCUUAGCUGGAGGCUGCUGCCGUGCUUUCUCCCGGCUGCUGAGUUUUCUGCUCUUUCAAGGUCUAUAUGCAGUCCUUUCAAUGGAGAUUAAAGCAGAUGCCCAUGUUCGAGGUUAUAUUGGAGAAAGUAUCAAGCUGAAAUGCACCUUCAGGUCGUCUUCUCCUGUUUCUGACAAGCUUACAAUAGAUUGGACUUAUCGACAGCCUACCAGCAGUCGCAUAGAGCCAAUUUUUCAUUAUCAAUCUUUCCAGUACCCAACCACGGCAGGCACAUUCCGUGACAGAAUUUCUUGGGUAGGGGAUGUGUACCGAGGAGAUGCAUCUAUUAGCAUAAGCAACCCAACAAUGAGGGACAAUGGAACAUUCAGCUGCUCUGUGAAGAAUCCUCCAGAUGUCCAUCACAAUAUUCCCAUGACAGAACUGGUAGUCACUGAAAGGGGUUUUGCUAUACAACUCUCAUCUGCGGCACUGCUGUCCAUUCUGGUCUUCAUUCCUUCAGCUGUGGUGGUCACCCUGCUCUUGGUGAGAAUGGGGAGGAAGUCUGCUGGGCUAAAGAAGAAGAGCAAAUCUGGCUACAAAAAGUCAUCUAUAGAAGUUUCAGAUGACACUGACCAGGGAGAGGAUGAAGACUGCAUGAGAAGAUUUUGUACCCGUUGUGCUGAAUGCCUGGAUUCGGACUAUGAAGAAGCAUAUUGACGACAGGGUAAACACUGCCUAGUUUCAGAACUCCAGUCAUCUGUUUGAUCUGCACAAAAGUCCUGUCCUUUUAUUUGUUGAAGUGUUGUGUAUGAUUGCAGUUGGCUUGGACUACCGUGUUGGGAAGCCGUGUUGGAGGAAUCUGGAAUUCAAUAGUCAAGACUGUCCAGUAACUUUUUAUUUAUUGAAGAAAUGUUCUUUUUAUAUUUAUGAAAUGUUUUAAGACCUUAUAGAAGAGAUGUAUAAUAGCUAAAGCUCCCAAUUGCAAUAUUUUAAUAAGUUAUAUUCUGGUUGGACUAAAGAAUUAUUUUCCUGAAUAGGAAGAUAUACAUAGUGUUUACCUAUGUUGCAUUCUAAUGUGUUGUAUGUUUUCUUCAAUUCUUUGAGGGAGAAUCAUAAAUACUUGUUCUUUACUAGCCACAGAGGAUCUUUUCUUUCAAAGGAAUGUCACCUGUAGCAUCCUUUUCUUCUUAACUUUUAAGGUGAGAAUAGUUGUGAUAGUGUUGCUCAGUCAGUUUUUAGCUUGGAGUUACUAACGAAGAGUUAUUUCUCUUAUUUCUCUCCUUUUACUGAAACUUAUAAAAUUCCUUUGGGUAUUAUAAUCUUAAAAUAACUUGGAUUGUAUAAAUUAUAGUCAUAUAAGAUUAGGAAAAUUCUGCUUUGUUUCAGUAAUAUAUUUUUUGAUGUUAAAUGAAACAUUAUUAAUUUAGAUUCAAGGAAUGAAGUGUGGCAGAGGAACUAAUUUUUUUCUGGCUUGCUAGACCAAAAUUAGGUGGAGUUUGGGCUGGAGUUGGAAUGGGAAUCCUAUUUUCACGUUUCUUAUGCACUCAGCUGGCUAUUCACUGUUUUGCCCCUUAACCUUUAGUUCAGAGACUGAAAAAACUCUUUGGAAGUUUUCUAGUUUGAAAUUGUAGCCUACUGUAGCUUCUAUUUAAAUGCACUGUCUUCUAAUCCUUCAGAGUUAAUUUUCAAAGUGCACCAAAUAUGUACACAUUCUUAAUUGUUUCAGAUAUCACUGCAGAAUAUCUUGUGAGACAGGAGUGAGCACAGACUAGGGUGUCACAGAACCCAGAUUUUCCCAUUUGCUCUUCUUCCUUCAUUGUGCUCUCUCUACUCUGACUUAAUUCUCUAGUGCAUGGCAAAUAAACCAAACAAAAUGCACAUAUUUUAUGUACUGGAGGUUUUACAUUUUUCCAUAUAUAGUAAAAUACAUUUUAAAUCUGCCUUAAGACUAAAAAUUAUGUGUGCCAUAUGAAGAAAAGUUGAUAAUAUAUCUCAGCAGUCUAGAGGUAGGUUGUUAUCUCAUUUUUUAUAUUCUAAAAAGCUCUUUCUAUUUUUCCUCUUUUUGUUAUAACUUACUUGGUGCUUUUGGUGUUUUCCAGAUUCUGGCAGUCCACAAAAAUGACAUUAAAACCCACUGUUCUCUUUCUUCUUCUUUUUAGAUUUUUUGCCCAGAUAAUUUUUUUUUUUAAAUUAGAACAUGAGUGAGCAAUGUGGGCUGCCUCAUUGGUUCAUCCAACCCUUUUUGGUUAAUGUUUUUUUUUUCAAAUUAGAAAAUGCUUAAUUAACGGAGGUUGCCACUUAUGAACCUUCUAGCAAAUUCUGGAACUCGCAGCUUGGCUUUUAUUUUUUAAACCCUUACCUUCUGUCUUAGAAUUGAUGCUACAUAUUAGUUCCAAAGCAGAAGGGUGGUAAGGGCUGGGUAGUUGGGGUCAAGUGAUUUGCUAUGAAGUAUCUGAGACCAGAUUUGAACCCAGGAUCUCCUGUUUCCAGGCCUUGUUCUCUAUUCACUGAGCAACCUAGCUACCCCUCUUGAUUUUUUUUUUUCCUAUGACUGCCUGUCCUUUUAGCCUCAUAGUUUCUUGGACCAUGUGAUAACUGACUUUAGGCUGAUCCAAUGAAGAUCUUUCUGACUUUUAAAUAGAGAGAGAGAAUUUAAGCAAUAAGCUUAGCUUUUAAGUAUUCCUAAUCGUAUUUUAGGCAUUUUGUGAUACCUCAGUUCCCUGAAAAGGGGGAUAAUGCUUCAGGAUGACCCAGUUAAAGCCAAAAUGAAAGCCCAUUUUGACUAGGUCAUCUUAUACCUUCCUUGCAGGCCUGAGGAUGAAUUCAGUGAGAUUCUUGGAUGAACGGUGCUGUGUGAAUGCUCAAUAGUAUUAUUUUACAAUCUUAAUCAUGAUUUGGGACAAGGCCUCUCCUUUUAGAAUGACUGAACAGUAGAGUCCUUCAUGGUAAGGGGUAAAUUGAUAAUUGAGGCUUUUCUGUCACAUCACAGGGUAUAAAGCUGCUAUCGAAUUCUUUCAUUACUCUUGUGAGGUCUUUCUUAUAGCCUCUCUCUUCUAAGAAUUGUUACGAAGUAUGUAUUUGCCUUCUUUAGGGAUGGAUAAAAGAUAAAGUUAUUCUGCACUGUUUUUAUACCUCCCAGGGUUCCAUUUUAGUCUCUUUUAUGCUGCUGCAUGGAUUCCUAUCAGAUCAGUCAGAGAGGAACUUUUUCUAGAAAGAGAAUUCGCUACUGGUAAGCUUUAUGUAGGGAUUGCAUUUCUAAAAUAGCCUCUGCUUCAUGGUAUAUUACCAUCUUUGUUUUCUGAAUUUCUGUUACCAAGUCAUUGAGUUAGUGACUAAAUAUGUGCCUUAGUGUAAAAUGCCUUGGUUUCCUGUAUACUUGAUUACAUCAGGUAACUUGGGAAACAGCUCUUUCUUUACCAGUGCUGAGAAUAGGCACAGGUGCUUCAAGAAAGUGAGUUAUUUGUGUUUUUUUUUUAAACAAAAAGUCUAAAAGCCACCAUUUGAAUAUUGGUGUAGAAGCCUUUUUCCUGAAUAUCCUCAUGUAUGAUGUAGUCACUUGCAAGUGGUGAGCUUCACAAGGGUCAGAAGAAGUAUUUAUACAACCAGAAGGGACCAUAGAGAUUGUUAAGUCCAAACCCUUAAUUUACAGAUAAGAAAACUAGGGCACAGAGAGGUUAAGUGAUCUAUCCUGGGCCAUACAACUUGUAAGUGUCUGAGGUGGGAUUUGAAUUGAAGUCUUCCUGAUUCCAUGUUCUGCACUCUGUUGACUUAACAUUUUCCCUUCACAUUGACAUUAAAGAAAAACCAUUUAAUUGUUUCUUUUCCCUUUGGAAAGGGGAAGUUCUGUUUACAAAGCCCUUUACUGUUCUUGUGCAACUGUCUGCCUGUGGUUUUGCAUGUUGAAAUGGCGCUGCUGAGCCUCUGUCUAUAAGACACUAUCUGUUGGUCUUGUUUGCCAUGAUGUGGUCAAUAAAUUCGUUUUCACUCUUC